CCAUCCUUUCCCCUUUGCCCGAUCUCCAUCACCCCCUCCUCUCCUUCCUUUGCCUGCUUCGACACAGCACUCUCUGAUUGCAUCGACACUCGAUUCUUGAGCCGAGAUUACAUAACGUAAGCACGGACAAACAGGCAUACAGUCUACCUCGAGCGCACAGCAAACCAUUUGGCAGUUACUCCUACCGCUACCGCUGUCUGUCUGAUUGUCUCCCUGCUUGGCUGACUUUUCAAUAUGCCGACACGAUCUUCCUCCUCCUUUAACGGCAGUAUGGACAGCAACAUGGACAGCAACAUGGACAGCAACAUGAACAGCAACAUGAACAGCAACAGCCGACCAUCGCCACUGUUCAUCCCAGAGUUAUUCCACUGUAUUAUGUUUUAUAUCCUGAGUGAGGCUAAUAACUAUGCCCCCGGACGACUGGAUCAGCUACAGACAGACGACCAAGACGCUCCCAAGGGCAAACUGACGGACACCAGCAGUGUCUCGUGCUAUCCUGGUAGUGCUGGUGCUGGUGCUGUUACCCCCUCGUCCUCUUCAAUGUGUCCGAACAUUGAUACUGACGGCACACACUCAUAUUCGCAAGCAGAUACGUCUCGUACCCGUACACCCUCCGUUUUUUACCAGCAAAACACAGAUCUUCCGGACUAUCCCUUUUCUUCAUCCCCCUCGACUUCAUCUUAUUCAACUUCUUCGUCGUCUGUUCCUUCAUCCUCUCAACACGCCCACUUCACACCUCCAACCCCUUACCCUUCUCCGCCUGAUUUCACACCCUCAUUGCCACAUCAUAUCUCUGCAGGCAUUAGCACGAACGGGCAUCUCAUCCGCCGUCUCUGUCUCUGCAGCACCCGCUCUACCCACGUCUUUGACCACCCAGCCAUCUCACAACUGACAGAUCUGUCUUGUGUGCUCCUACCGAGUAUGCAGAAUCUGGAGCACAUAGAAAACAUUGUCGCCAGGAAUAUCAGGAACCGACUCAGACGUCUCGAGAUUAGUCGCGCAAUAACUCGAAGAAGAGUUAGAUACCAUCCACAUGCUCGCGACAGCAGUAUGUUUGAUUCAUCACACAAUCCAGCACAGCAUCACCACAACGACCAUCACGAACAACAAUUAAGCGGUGGAGAAAGCGGGUUUGAUACAGGCUCGGAAACACCGCAUCAUUCCCGAGAGCGCGGCGGUCAUCAUCAACAUCGAACUUCGGCACCACGUCCGCAAUUGCGGCGGUCUUUGAGUUAUCGCGCACUUCGACCUCGGCACGUCGCUGCCGACCCAACCCUUCCAUAUCCUGGAUUUGACCGCCACCGACAUCGAAAUCCCCACGACCUUGAGCAUUACCAGCAUAUGACUCGUCCACACGAUCCUUAUCCAGCUCGCCACUCCCCUGCCGGCAAACGUCCCCGUCCUUACGAGUUUGUGAUGGAGGAGUGGAUCGAGAUGAUGCUAUCGAUGCCUGCGCUGCAAGAGUUGGAGCUUGAAAUUAUCUCAUUAUUACCAAGAAUGCUGCACUCGACAAUGACCGACGCCAACGAUCACAGGAGCAGCACCAGUGUACGGAACAGUAACAGCAGCAGCUCUCGAAUUAGUCGGCAGGCUGUGUACAAGGAUGAUAUUAUCGAUGUCGAUUUUGACGGGCAGGAUAUCAAGAUGAAGCCGGGCUUGAGCAGCCCGUGUAUCGUCGUCAUUCCUGCUCUCGGAUCGGUCGUCAUGGUAAUCUUCUCUUGGACUCGUCUCGUGCGGCGACCGCCGGAUAUGAUGCAUCAUUAUUGUUGUCUCUGGGACGGGUUCAGGGCAGCACUGACCGCCACCUUGGUCAUGGUCAUUCACGUGCUUAUUCCAACGAUAUCUCGAGUGGCAGCGGUAGCACCCAUGGAAGUAACAUCGCUAAAUGCGGUAGCGACGGCGGUGUCAGCAGCGUGA
This is a messenger RNA of Gamsiella multidivaricata, 1917 nucleotides long. RefSeq lists its product as uncharacterized. NCBI's taxonomy places the organism in Eukaryota, Fungi, Mortierellomycota, Mortierellomycetes, Mortierellales, Mortierellaceae. The record is from RefSeq and is a predicted model, not a curated record. Bases 235 to 1917 code for a protein of 560 amino acids. The transcript has 4 exons.